AUGGGGAGAAGGAGAUGUGAAGAUAUGAUCAGAUUAUUGAUUGUAGUCAUUAUAACCCUAAUUGUGAUCCAAAUGGCAGUCCGGAGCCAAUCGUCGCCAAUCGGACAGCGAUUUGUCAGUUAUUUGCGUUCAACUGAUUUUAACACCGAAGACAAUAAGUGUAUCAAAGAUGCAGAAUAUCAGCAAAUGUGCGAAAGAUGUACCAAAUUAUCCCGAAAUGAAUACGUGUUUGCCUUAUGCUGUGCUAAAGACCAGGGCGUCGACACCUGGUGUGAGGAAUACAUCAAUUAUACCAUCGAUUAGACAAAUCGGGAAUAAUCUUAAGAAACCGUUUUAUAAUUAUUAUUGUUAUUUCUCAUCAGAAAAUGUGAUCUUUUUUUAAAUGUUGUUUUGCUUAACGAUUAUUCCCAUAAAACUAUUAUAUUUAAUGUGAUAUUUAUA
Medioppia subpectinata is the source of this 441-nucleotide messenger RNA. Lineage: Eukaryota; Metazoa; Arthropoda; Arachnida; Sarcoptiformes; Oppiidae. The record is from the annotation of a GenBank genome assembly.